UUAAAGCACUUUAAUGUGUCUACAAAAGAGUGUACUAUUAGCGCCUACUAUCUGCUUAUUAUUAAUAGCUAUAAGAGCUACAACUCUGCAGAGUUUAAGGAAUACUGCGCAGAAUACAAGAUUAUUACCUUGUGUAUGCCCCUACACUUAUUGCACCUAUUGCAGCUGCUUAACGUAGCCUGUUUUAGCCCCUUAAAGAGGGCGUACUUAAUUAAGACAGCCUAUUACAAGGCUAUUAUAAAAGACAAUAUCUACAGAGGCUUUAGAGGCGCAGGACUAGUUCCUUUUAACCUAGAGUAAGUGCUAUUAAAGCUUGAUGUGGUCCUUCGCACGCCAACACCACCACUACUAGAGACUACCCUAUAGGAAUCUAAAACACUAACCAGCGCAAAGGAGGUUAAGUCACAAACGUUGUAUAUCUAUGAGCGCAUGCGAUUGCACAGAGAUUCGCCCCUGUCUCCUAUUAUAAAAUCACUUGACUUGCUUGCUAGAGGGGUUGCGCAGAUAGACUAUGCCAACGUGUUGUAGAGAAG
Didymella exigua CBS 183.55 is the source of this 533-nucleotide messenger RNA. RefSeq lists its product as uncharacterized. NCBI's taxonomy places the organism in Eukaryota, Fungi, Ascomycota, Dothideomycetes, Pleosporales, Didymellaceae. Gene Ontology annotation, molecular function: nucleic acid binding. The record is from RefSeq and is a predicted model, not a curated record. The transcript is spliced from 2 exons. The annotation marks the transcript as partial.